This is a messenger RNA of Cylindrotheca closterium, 1086 nucleotides long. NCBI's taxonomy places the organism in Eukaryota, Bacillariophyta, Bacillariophyceae, Bacillariales, Bacillariaceae. The record is from the annotation of a GenBank genome assembly.
AUGGCCAUUACUAGCAAAGCGACGCUCCCCACCAAGAGUAGCAACAAGAAGGGUCCUCGCAAAACCUCAAGUUUGCCUACCGAAACAGUCGAAUACCUGAAGGCUUGGAUGAUGUCUCCUGAACACAUUGCCCAUCCUUACCCCACUGAACCUGAAAAGGCUCAAAUCAUGGCCGACACAGGCAUCGAACUCAAGCAACUGACCAACUGGUUUGUCAAUAACCGCAAACGCUACUGGAAGCCACGAGUGGAAGCCCGCCUCCAGCAACAAGCGCGAGCUGCAGCUGCUGCGGCUCAAGCCCACGCCGCUGCGGUUGCCGUUGCGAAUGCGUCAGCAGCCCACACGAACCCAGUUUCUCCAGAACAAGGCUACAAGCCUUCUCUCCCACUCCCCCAUGCUGGCAAUGGCUUUGUUACGUUCGACUUGGGAAACCCAAGUGUUCCCACAAACAGCAACAACAACACCACCACCACCACCAAGCUUCCAUCCAGGAGGUAUACGCACUUGGUGGACACGGACAUGGCACGCGUCAUGGCGGAUCAUACUGCUAAUGCGGACCGUGACGAGCGCAUCGUCAGCGAGAACUCCAGUUCUGCUUCUGUCACUGCCUCGGACGAAGGCACGAUUAGUGACUCUGCGACCUAUCAAGAAGAGGAAGAAGAAGAAGAGGAAGAAAUUGUUCAACACAAUUCUUUCAAGACCUGCUCUCCAAGUGAACUUGACCAACAACAAAAACAAAAACAAGUGCAACAUGUGCAACAUGAGCAAAUGGAGUACGAAGAAGAUUACUCCAGCGAACAAACGACUGGAGAGUCCUCCUCUUCCGUCUCAAUAGCAUCUUCGGCACGUGCUACUAUUUCGCUUUCUUCUUUCGAAGAGUCUGCACCCACUACUACUGCCACCAAGAAGCGAGUCUUUGUUGCGGCUCCCACUGUUGUCACUGAAACAACCGAGCCUCGCAAAAAAUUCCGAAGGGUCAGUAUUGGACUCUGGCGAGAGACUUGCCAAAAGGCAGCGAAUGUCUACGACGACGAUGCCCUCCCAAGUCUGGAAGAAGCGACGCAGCUAUUUGGUUUCAGCCAUUAA